This is a messenger RNA of Limulus polyphemus (Atlantic horseshoe crab), 3242 nucleotides long. Its product is annotated as protein phosphatase 1 regulatory subunit 12B-like. Gene Ontology annotation, cellular component: cytoplasm. The coding region runs from base 1 to 2727 and encodes 908 amino acids. The record is from RefSeq and is a predicted model, not a curated record. Gene Ontology annotation, molecular function: phosphatase regulator activity; protein kinase binding; enzyme inhibitor activity. The transcript has 22 exons. Gene Ontology annotation, biological process: signal transduction. NCBI's taxonomy places the organism in Eukaryota, Metazoa, Arthropoda, Merostomata, Xiphosura, Limulidae.
AUGCCCAUGGAAACUCGUUCCAAUAGUGCUCUCUUUAAGAGAGCUGAACAGUUAAAAAGAUGGGAAGAUUCUGAAACCAACACUGAAUAUGAAAUAUCGAAAAAAGGACCAGGAAAUGUCAAAUUUACAGAUGGUUGUGUGUUCCUUGCUGCUUGUGCUGCUGGCGACACCGAAGAAGUUGAGCGUCUGCUAACGAAGUCGGCAGAUAUUAACACGGCCAAUGUUGAUGGCCUUACAGCGUUACAUCAGGCAUGCAUUGAUGAUAAUUUAAAUAUGGUAGAGUUUCUUGUGGAGCAUGGUUGUGAUGUUAAUCGUGGUGAUAAUGAAGGAUGGACACCUUUGCAUGCCACUGCCUCUUGUGGCUUUGUUAGUAUAGCCAAAUACCUACUUGAAAAUGGGGCAUCAGUAGCAGCUGUUAAUAAUGAUGGGGAAUUACCAAUUGAUAUAGCUGAAUCAGAAGAAAUGGAAGAGUUGCUUCAAGCAGAGAUUGAUAAAUUAGGUAUUGAUUGUGAUGCUGCAAGGACAGAAGAAGAAAAUCUGAUGAUGAAGGAUGCCCAGGAGUUUAUAGUUAAUAAACAAGAUUAUAAUAGUAAGAUCCAUCCCAAAACUGGAGCAACAGCUCUCCAUGUAGCUGCUGCUAAAGGCUAUAUUAAAGUACUGAGUAUGUUGAUCAAAGCUGGUUUAGAACUAAAUGCACAAGAUAAUGAUGGGUGGACUGCUCUUCAUGCUGCUGCACACUGGGGCCAGAGAGAAGCUUGUGAACUUUUAGCUGAUAAUCUAGCAAACAUGGAUAUCCAGAACUUUGUUGGACAGACAUGUUUUGAUGUAGCUGAUCCUGACUUGGUCAAUUUGUUACAGGACUUAAAGAAUAAACAGAACACUCUUCAAAAGGAACGUCCAGAAUUAGGAGAGAUAUUAAGAAGAAAAGCCCCACCACCUCUGAAACGAAGAACCUCAGUAACUCGAAUGAGUUGUACAGAUAAGAGUAAUGUUGUCAUGAAAGACACGUAUGCUGAACGAGCACAGAUUGAAGCUAAGCUGCGAUUACCUGAAGAAGAACUGGAAGAAGAUAAUAAAGGCACAGUAAAUGAAGCUGGUGAAGAAACUACUUUUGAGACAAAGCAGAAAGAAGCUUUGAAUGUUGUAAAAAGAAAUGAAGCCAACAUUGCAGAUAGUCUAUCAGAGAUCAUCCCUUCAACAGACAUAACCAAAGAGGAGGAGCUUCCAGUACGAAAACCCGCUACUAAUAAGGAACGACAAAAUGAUGUGGCUCCUUGGAGAAGAAGAAAUGAACCAACAGCUCCAUUAAAAAGUUCACAAGACAUUGUAAAAGAAGAGCCCAUCCUGGUCCUUAGAAAACCAAAAAAAUCCAGAACAAUAGAUGAAGAUAAAAAGACUAAUGGGCCAUCAUUUGAAAGCGCAACUAAAGAACGGGAAUCUAGUACAGAAGAAAUCCCCUCAGUUCUGCCUUCAACGACUAAUGUUACCACUCUAUCUUCACCAACAUCAACUCCAAGCACCCCACCUAUUGGUGUUACUACACCUCCAAUAGAGGGGCAAGUCAGAAGGUCAUCUGUGCUUCCAGUACGAGAUGAAGAGUCAGAAACGAGAAGAAAAGCCCAUGCCAAACGAGUGAGAGAAACACGACGUUCCACUACGGGUGUAACAUUAGAAGAGGUGAAGUCAGCAGAACAACAGUUCCUUCGAAAACAACAAGAGGAGGAUGAAAAGAAACAGAAAACCAAACAGACCAAAGAACCAACUGCAACAACAUUAGUAACCUCUACUACUAGUACCACAACUACUACAUCAAAUUUAGCACAAGAGAAGCGAGGAUCAUGGAGAACACGUGCAAAAGAAAGUGAAAAGGCUGAACAAGCCCCAGUUAGAAAGUCCCAGAAACCACCUGCUACUAGUACCACAGCUGGUCCAAACUUAGUUGCUGGUACAACUGCUGUUACUUUUCCUUCCCCAGCCCGCACACGACAACAGCUUCCUGUCACUAAUGUACCUGAAAGCCCUGAAACCACUCAGUCAGUUACCCUUCCUCUCAGAUCCCGACCAGUUCCAAGUGAAGAGGCUGAUAAAGACCAUGAAAACAAAAAUGCUCUAGGAACACAAGCAGCUAUUCAGCGAAGAAAGAGACCAAAAAGGAGAUCAACGGGUGUUGUUUAUUGGGAUAGUGAGGGUCAAAACGAACAACAAGAUAGCAAAAACCAAGAACAGGAACAAGAAAAAGAUGUGGAAGAGAAGUCUCAAGAAUCCAAAGGUGAUGGAAAGACAUUGUCUGAAUCACAGAAAUCCCGUUAUGGAUCAACGGGACAACAACAGGACAGUGGUCGCUCAGAAACAUUAUCACGGGCCUCUGAUCGUCUUGGUCAGGGCUCUCUAAGCAGCAGCACAGGCAGUCUAGCUGAGGAGAGUGAUAAAGAUUACAAAAAGAUCUGUGAGACAUUAAAAGCAGAAAAUGAAAGAUUAAAAGAAAAACUAAAGAAAACAGAAGAUGAUCUUGUCAGCACAAAAAGACAGCUAGAUAAAACUUUACUUCAGAAUCACACCAGAAAUUCUCUAAGUGAUGCUGAAAAAAGGGAAAAAAGAACAUUAGAAAGAAAACUUGCUGAAAUGGAGGAAGAGUUAAAACAACUGGAACACGUGAAAGCUGAUAACCUUCGGUUACGAGAAGAGAAUGGUGCUCUGGUUAGAGUCAUCAGUAAACUGUCCAAAUAGGAAUAACUUCAUCUUGGUGUUACUUGCCUUCCAGCUGUUAGAGCUUCCAUGGGGGAGAAAUUGAAAUAUUUUCUAACCCAGGAACACCAGUUUUUUACAGUGUGAUCAACACUGUUUUGAUAGUACACUUCUCACCUUACUUUUAACCAACAGUUUUAGCUUGCCAAGCUUGUUCUUUACUGUGGUUGCAAUUGGGUGAAUGUGCUUACAUCAGCAGUUUUGUGACUGUCAUCUAGUCUUAUGAUACGGUCUUUAAUUUAAUCUUUUUAAAUCUACGGUUUGUUAACAAUCUUCAGCGUGUGUCCAAGAAUGCAUUUUAUAUCUUCUAUCCUCAAUUGUUUUAUUUUUGAGAAUUGAACAUUUUUCAGUGAAAUAGCUGUAUUUAUGAAUAUCUCACAAUAGCAUGUGAUGUAGUUUAAGCAUAUGUUCAUGAGUUCUGAUUUCUAUUUUAUUUUAUGAAGACUAGGAGUAGUGUCUAAACCUUUGUUCUAUAGGUUUUUGGAAAUGUAGUAGAA